GAUUGGCUGUUGCCCAGGGUAACCAGGGACGCUGUGGGCACGCGGGGGCCCCCGGCCAGUAUUUGAAGCAGCUCGGGCCCCGCGCUCUCCUCAGUCCGGCCUGGACCGGCGACCACACUGGCACCUGAGCUGAGAGAGAGGGUGCAGCAAGGUAACGCGCUCCCCCGGCCCACCCCCAAUCCCCACCCCCGCGUUACCGCGGAGACGGGCUUGUGCCGGAACAAGGAGCGGGGCUCACAGCGCGUAGCUCACCAAUAAACUCCCCUCCCCCCGACCAUCCUUACUCAGCCCCCCUGUCCCACCCAUCCAUCCAUCCAUCCAUCCACUCACCUAGCCUGGGAGAGGCAACUACUCAGGUGUGAAGGCAAAGAGGAGGAAAAAAGAAAGAAGUUAGGAAGAAAGGACAGGACGAGCGAUCACCCCCUGGUGGGGGCGCGAGGAAUAGGGGACCCUUUGGAGAGACGAAGGCGAGACCGCAGAGGGCAAGCACACGUGAGGCGGCGGCGGCGGCAGAGAGGAGAAAGAGGCGCGAGGUGCCCAGGGGCCACCCAAGAUCUUGGGAGUCGCCCCUCCUCGCCCAGAAGGGGGCCCGUCCAGCAGCAUCCCAGAGUCCUCGACGUGGUUGACAGCUGCACGGAGAAGGCAUGGCCCUGGCCCUUGACCGACGGGCGGAUCCCCUGAACCUAGGCGGCGGCUGGGCCUCCCCGUCGCCACUCCCUCCCUGGUCUCCGUGCCACCGACGGCGGAGAAGCACCGCCAUGUCGCGACGGCGCCACCGCUCUGGACCCAAGCUGGAGUAUGAGGAGCUGCGCAAGCAGGCGAAGCACCAGCAUGAGGCAGGCCCGCAGUGGCCCCAUACGCAGCGGCGCACUGAGCGUCCGUCCAGCCCCACCUGCUGGGGCCCCGGGGCCUGCUGGACCCCGGGCCCGUGGCGUUGCCCGCCUGUGGAGGUGUGGAAGCCCCCGGGCCGGGUGCAGGUGGUGCGAGUGUACGGAUUGCGGCCCGCCUGUUCCUGCUGCUGCUCCUGCUGGAGCGGGCCUGACAAGCCCGGCUCUGGGCGGCCCUACCGCAAGAAGAAGAAGAAGCGCUGGGGGCGCAAGGGCCGUGGUGUGCGGCGUGGCCAUCCCCGCCGCCCCCUGCAGAGUAGCCCAGCAGUGGACCUGAGUGCCCUGCUGCGCCCAGUGAAUCUGUAUGGACGUCGAGCGCCCGGCAUGCGAGCCCCGCGCAACACCACACAGUUCAUAAUGAACCAGGUCUACGAGGACAUGCGCAAGCAGGAGAAGCAGGAGCGCCAGCAGGAGGCCCUGCGAGCCCGCCAGGCCGCCGCCGCCGCUGCGGCAGCUGCUGCAGCUGCGGCUACAGUGGGGCAGGAGCAAGGAGUCCCAGCCGUGGCUGCCACGUCCCGCCCGGAGGGCAGUGCCGGGGCGCUCCAGCCGGUUCGAGGAGGAGGCGAGCAAGACAAGGAAAUGCAGCUGCUGCAGGAAACUUUCUACAGCUUCGUUCAGAAGCAGCUCUACUGCCUCGUGCCCAGCCCUGCGGCCAAGGCGGCCAUCCAGGAGGACGAGGAUGAAGAUGAGGAGGAAGAAGAGGAGGAGGAGGAGGAGGAGGAAGAGGAAGAAGAGGAGGAGGAGGAAGAUGAAGAGGAGGAGGAGGAAGAUGAAGAGGAGGAGGAGGAGGAUGAAGAGGAGGAGGAGGGGCACCUGCUCCACCUGUCUUUGCAGCAAGACGGAAUGGAGGAGGAGAGAGAGGAGGAGGAGGAGGAGGAGAAAGACGAGGAGGAAGAGGAGAAAGAAGAGGAGGAGGAGGAAGAGGACAAUGAGGAGGAAGAGGAGGAGGAAGAAGAGGAGCGGUAUGAAGAGGAAGAGGAGGAAUCAGAGGAGGGAGAUGAGGAGGAGGAAGAAUUCCAAGAAGAUGAGGAGGAAGAGUUGAUGAAAGAGGAGGAUGACAUUGAGGAAGAGGAGGAGAUGGAGGAAGAAGAGGAUUACCAGGAGGAAGAGCAGCUGCAAGAUGAGGACCAACAACCUCUAGAAACCCCUCUCACCAGCCCGGCAACACCUGAAGAAGAGCCAGAAAACAUUUUGAACUGUCAUUUUUUAGCUCGAGAACGGAGAAUUGCCCAAAAGCUCCAAGAAAGAUGCCCAAUGAUUGUGCAGAAAGUUCUGUGUUAGACUGAGGAGAGGGAAGGAUGAAUAGGAUGGAACUGAUUCUUUGGCUAAAAUGAAAUUAGCAGCUAAAAAAAUCUAAUAUAAAAUGCCAUGGAUCUUCUUCAGAAGAACAUGAAGUUGCUUCUGUGUAUAUGGUUCUCUGCCAUGGCCUCAGCAAUCCAUAAUCCAUGAAUGGAGAGGAUUCCCCAUGGUCAGAUGUCAAGUACUGCAACUUGCACAUCUGGUUAAAUUUCCAGUUCUAGAUGGUACAGUGUAUAGAGAAUUGGGUCCAGAGUCGGGAAGAUCUGAAUUAAAAUCCAGCCAUAGACAUUCACUAGCUGUGUGACCCUAGGGAAGCAUGAAGUGAGAGCUAGCAGCACAAGGACAAGCUAUAAUUGGUUUUAAGUUAUCUACAAAUAAUUUCAAACACCAGGAUCAUGUUUUCCCUCUCAUCUCUUAUUUUACUAUGUCACCAUGUUAGUUUUUACAUUAGCAAAUUCAAAUAACUAAGAUAAUUCUUUUGCCAAAAGCAAUAUAAUGUACUCUAAAGCCUUUAAUAUGUUAUUUUCUUUUUUAAAAAUUACAUAAUACUACAUUUAUAACCAAAUGGAAUUAUUUUUCAGCUCUGGGAGAGGGGAGAGAAGGGAAGGAGGAAGAGAGACAAUUUGGAAAACAUAUAUGAAAACUUAUUAUGUGUAAUUGGCAAAAAUAAAUUAAUAAUAAAUAAAAACAUAAACAAGCCUCCAGUUCUGGAAUAUCUGUGACAGUGUUGCCCUCCAUUAUCAUGAAAGAAUAAGGAUUUGGGCAGCAAGGUGGCUCAGUGAAUUGAAAGCCAGAACUAGAGAUAGGAAGUCCUGAGAUCAAAUUUGACCUUCGACACUUUCUAGCUAUGCAAUGCUGGGCAAGUCACUUAAUUCCCACUGACUAGGUCUUGCUGCUCUUCUGCCUUGGGAAAUCAAUACAACUUUUUUUUUCAUUCUAAGAUGGAAGGUGGUAAGGGUUUAUAAAAUUUUUUAAUUAAAGAAAAGAAGAAUGAGGUUGUGGUUUGCAAUGAUAUAGUAAUAUCCUUAAAAAUGGCUAAUGCUCUAAUAAAAGUGUCCAUUAAUAGAAGUGUCAGACAAAAGAGAUGUAUUAUGUUAGACAUAAUGUCUCUAACAUAAGAAACAGAGAUGAUCUGUCAUGUGGAUUCCCUUUUCUCAGAGCCUGAGUGGAAGACCUUUCCUGACUUCAUUGGCUUCAAGUUUUGGCUGAAGUCCCACCUUCGGAAAGAAGUCUUCCCUUCUCUUUGAGUUUAUUCCUAAUUUGUCUAAAUCACACUCAUACAUAAUUGUUUGCACAUUGUCUCCCCCAUAGGGCUGUGAGUUAUGAGUUCAUUGAGAGAAAGGGAUAUUUAUCUUCCAUCUUCUGUACUUAGCAUGGUAUGUGAUAAAUCCUUGUGAACUUGACUCCUUUCUGCUAUUCUAGGGGGAUAUCUGCUUUGACUCUCUUGUUUGUUGUACUCAUCAACGUAUCACUCAAGAGAAGCUCCUGGGAGCCUUAAGUUUUCUCUCCCCAAAUUUAAGGAAAUAUUUGAGUUGAAGGAGUGAUUUGGUCCUCAUUUUCUUUGUUGUUGUUGGACAAUUGAGAAGGAAAUGGUAAACCACUCUAGUGUGUUUGCCAAAAACACCCCAGAUGGUGUUGGACAAGACUGAAAUGACUGAACAAUGACAACAACAAAACUAUUAGUGAGUUAGAGGGAAAAGAAAGGACACUAGAAAAAGAAAGUGGAAGAUUUGAGAUGAUAGAAUUCAAGUGAAUCAUUUAAUUGAAAUCAUCAAUGAAUACAAGAGAAGAUUCAAGUAACAGAGAAAGGAUUCAGGCUGAAAGAUUAAAGGAAAGGAGGGAAGUAAUAAUUCUGAGGGAGGGGAUAUAGCAUCAGAGGCUUAGAGAAAUUAUAGGUGGAUGAUUAUUGACAAAAUUAUUAUAUUUGGCAGGUUUAAAGUUAUUUAUAACUUUGGAGAGGAUAGUUUAAGUUGAGUGGCGAGAUCAGAAUCUAGACUAAAGAGGUAAAAAAUUGUGAGAGGAAAGGAAGUGGAGGCAUUCAUAACUGACAAUGUUCAGCUGAAAAAGGGAAGAAAGAUAUGGGAUGGUAGCAGAAAUGAAUGGAUCAAAUGAAGGCUUUUUGAGGAUGGGAGUGUUUAUAGGAAGUUUCAGCAAAUUAAAUGAAUGAAAUAAAAAGAUAAUAAAAAAGAAAUAAAAAAGAAAUAAAAAAUAAAAAGAGGAAAGACUAGAAGCUGAGAGUCUGUUGGCAAUGGUCCAGCCAAAAGGCUGUACUAUCUCUUGAUGGCUAUGUGAGUGGCGAUAAGAAGGCAGGUAUAACAGAAUCAUUGUGGAAGUUGAAUCAUUAGAAUUAUGUUAAGUGGUUGGAUAUAAGUAUAUGAGCAUUUAUAUAGAGCUUUAAAGCUCAUAAAACAUUUAACAAAUAUUUGAUCCUUGCAACAACCUUGGGAGGUAGGUGAUACUGUUAACCUUAUUUUACAGAUGAAGAAACUGAGACAGACAGCAACUAAAUAACGUGUUCAGUGUCACAUAGUAAAUGUUUGAAGCUGGAUUUGAAUUUAGCUCUCCUGAUUCAAGUUCUAUGUUCUAUCCAUUGUGCCGCCUAACUGGGAUUAAGGAGAAGCAAGACUCAAAAGUAACUGCAAGGUUGUAAUUUUGGAUGAGCGAUUGAAUGAAUGCUGUACACUGUCUCCUUAGUGGGAUCAAGAAAUUUAUAGGAAUAAAUUUUUAAAGGAGGAAGAUAGUGUGUUCCAUUUUGGUUCCUGUUUUCCCUAUUCUCAUAAAACUCAUAAUCUUUAUAUUGUGUUGGGACAUAGAAUAAGACUGUUGCCAUUUCCUUAUACAUCUUGCCUUAGUAGGCAUUAUUUGGAAUUAAAUUUCUAAAAAUUCUACUUUUCUUAGUUUUUUAGUAACUGAGUUAUGUCAGCCAUGAUCACCUUUAACACCUAAAACUAGCAUUUCCCAAUUUUUUUCUUUUUAAAGUAUUUUGGAUUAACAGCAACUGGCAUUUCCAACUGCUGUUUUAGGUAUCUAUUACUAACAUGAUUUCAUUUUUAAAAUAAAUUUGAUGUUAAGAAUUUCAUUUAAUUGACAGUUCUGUAGUCACAAAGUCUUGCCAAGUUCUCCUCAAGAGAUGUCUUUGAUUUUAUAUAUAUCACCUUUAUUCUAGGCAUCUUUUUUUUUUGCUUUUGUUAAAAAUACAUUUUAUUUUUUCCUGAUUCCAUGUAAUAAUGCUUUUUAAAAUACAUUUUGAGAAUUUUUAAAUCCAAAGUCUCUCCUUCCUCUGUUCCCUCCUUUCUUCCUGAGAGCAUAAGCAAUUUGAUUUAGGUUAUGGGUACACAUUAUGAAUUCAAACACUUCCUCUUUACAUGUCAGGGGCUAGCUUUUUAUUCCCACCAGAGAAAUAGUUUUCUGUCAUCCAGGUACCAUGCUGCUAUAAUAUAUCUCUCUUUAAAGCAGUUC
Monodelphis domestica (gray short-tailed opossum) is the source of this 5645-nucleotide messenger RNA. RefSeq names its product coiled-coil glutamate rich protein 1 (gene CCER1). The record is from RefSeq and is a predicted model, not a curated record. Lineage: Eukaryota; Metazoa; Chordata; Mammalia; Didelphimorphia; Didelphidae.